AUGCUAGUCUGCGGCAACAUUAAUUGGGCCCGCAGAUCCACUUGUAAUAUUUGUAACGCUCCAAAAGUUAAUACCCUUGGUGAAAGAACAGGAUUCGGUGGUGGCUUUAUGGAACGCGAUGAAGUUGUCGAGUAUAAGAGAAGAAGAGACGACUCAUCAGAUGACGAGUUCGAUGAGUUUGGUAGAAAAAAGAAGAAAUAUAGAAAGCAAACAUCAGCUUCUAAUUUAAAGUCUUCUGAGGUUGACAUAAGUGAAAGCGAUGAAGAUAGUAAGUCGUCGACUAAAGUUUCACGGACCAAACCAUCGAAAUCGGAUAAAGAUUCCGUAGAAAAUAAUGAAGAGGAAGAAGAAUCUGGAGACGAAGCAGAUCUAGCUAAAUAUGAUGUUUGGGGAGCGAGUGAAGAUAGCGAAAGCAAUGAAUCGAAAAUUAAAGAUAAAGUUCCUGAUGAAGUGAAGGAAAAUAGUUCUGACAAGUUGCACAAACCAGACGCAGAACGAGUCACGCGCCAACACGAAUCUUCAGAUUCGUCUUCUAGUUACGGUUCCUCUGAUUCUUCCAGUUCAAGCAGUAGCUCUCGUCGGACCGUGGACGCGGUACAUUCCAAGACGUUUCGCCAGCAUCGUAAUCGGCAUCGUCAGUGA
Messenger RNA from Protopolystoma xenopodis, 642 nucleotides. NCBI's taxonomy places the organism in Eukaryota, Metazoa, Platyhelminthes, Monogenea, Polystomatidea, Polystomatidae. The record is from the annotation of a GenBank genome assembly.